This is a messenger RNA of Labrus mixtus (cuckoo wrasse), 1525 nucleotides long. It is a transcript of the gene tmlhe, whose product is annotated as trimethyllysine hydroxylase, epsilon. Gene Ontology annotation, molecular function: iron ion binding; trimethyllysine dioxygenase activity. The coding region runs from base 35 to 1240 and encodes 401 amino acids. The record is from RefSeq and is a predicted model, not a curated record. Gene Ontology annotation, cellular component: mitochondrion. Lineage: Eukaryota; Metazoa; Chordata; Actinopteri; Labriformes; Labridae. Gene Ontology annotation, biological process: carnitine biosynthetic process. The transcript has 8 exons.
CAUCCUCCACCAGCCAGUUGUGUUCACGGCCGGGAUGUUUGCAACAGUACAGCGGAGACUGAGAGCUGCUUUGAAACAGACUCAGCUGCUGUCUGGAAGCUGGAGACAAAUCACGCAGCGCUCAGCGACUGUUCAAUUACGCGAAGACCACCUCGAGCUCAACAACGGAGGGACAUGGAUGCAUUUAAACUACGUGUGGCUGCGGGAUCACUGCCGCUCCGAGACUUCAUACAACUCCAAGACUAACCAGAGAAACCUGGACACCGCCAACAUAGACCUGAACAUCCGUCCUGACAAGACAAGUGUGGAGGAUGGUCAACUCGUCCUCACAUGGCCUGAUGGUCAUGUGACAAAGUACAGCCUGAGCUGGCUCGCUGAGAACAGCUAUGAGGCAAAGAAGAAGAAGCCCGUCCAGCCUCGCAUCCUAUGGAAUGCAGACAUCUACAACAAAGCAAAUGUACCUGCUGCCAAGUGGGACAAGAUCAUGAGCUGCGAUGACGAAUUAAAGACGUUUCUUCAAAACUACCUUCUGUAUGGGUUCGCUUUUGUAGAAGGCGUCCCACCUACAGUUGAGGCCACAGAGGCUGUUACCAAGAGGGUUAGCAUUAUCAGGGAGACUACAUAUGGAGGAAUGUGGAGUUUCACUGCAGAUUUUUCCAGAGGUGACACCGCCUACAGCACUCUGGCCUUGGACCGCCAUACUGACACCUCGUAUUUCCAUGAGCCAUGUGGGAUCCAGGUUUUCCACUGUAUCAAGCAUGCAGCGACGGGGGGAAGGACCCUACUCGUUGACGGGUUUUAUGCCGCCGAAAAAUUACGGCAGAGGUCUCCGGAAAACUUUGAGCUGCUCUCAAGCUUGCCCAUCCCCCAUGAGUACAUAGAACAAACCGGCAGUCAUAAAAACCACAUGAUUGGCAUUGGCCCUCUGCUGAACGUCUAUCCAUGGAAUAAUGAAAUGUACCUGGUCAGAUACAACAACUCUGACCGGUCAGCGAUAAACACAAUCCCUCAUGACCUGGUUCAGAAAUGGUAUGUGGCUCACCGAGAGCUGACGACGGAGCUGAGGCAGCCAGAGAACGAGCUGUGGGUCAAACUGACUCCAGGAAAGGUCAUUUUCAUAGACAACUGGCGCGUCAUGCAUGGGAGGGAGUCUUUCACCGGCGUGAGGCAGCUCUGUGGAUGCUACCUGACCAGAGACGACGUCCUUAGUGCUGCACGUGGCUUCGGUCUACAGGCCUGAUCCUGGACAUGAAGAACCCUUCACCUCUGUGCCUUGUUGUUUAACCUACUGAGCAUCAUGACAACACUCUGUGCCUUUCACUUCCAUCAAAUUUAAGAUAUCUGUAUACAUAUAUAUAUAUAUAUAUAUAUAUAUAUAUCUUGUGUUGUUCAUGACCUUGACCUAUAAUUUGAGACGUAUAACUCACGAUGACUGUGGCUUUCUUUACGAUAUUCCACGAGUGGUUUCUACACGAUUGGUUUUAAAAUGUAAUGUGCCCUAAAUGAAUAAAGAUAGUGGACACCA